UGCCCACCUGCUUGCCUGUUGAGUUCCUUCCACUAUACCGGUUCAAGACACCAUCACCGCGUUCAGUGUGAGACGUGUAUAAAAUAUAUAUAUCCACAUGUGUAUAGCGUGCUAUAUGUCAAUCUUCGUCCGUCCAUAGCAAUACAGUUGUCGCCAUACAGAACGUGCAAGUCAGCAGCAGCAGAAGCAGCAGUAACAGCAGCUAGGAGCAGCAGCACCACAAACAACAACAGCAACAGCAGCAACAGCAGCAGCAGCAGCUAGGAGCAGCAGCAGCAGCAGGAUGGCCGAGGCAGACAUGGUGUUCGUGAAUACGGAGUACGGCAAGGAUUACGUGCGACUGCUACACGUGCGCAGAGAAGGUCCGCUACAUCACACCCGCGAGAUAGAGGUGAACACUACGCUGACCUUGGCAUGCCAGAAGGACUACACGCACGCCGACAACAGUGACAUCAUUGCUACGGACACACAGAAGAACACAGUCUACAUCCUUGCCAAACAGAGAGGGAUACACAACAUUGAAACGUUUGCUCUCAUCUUAUCCAACCACUUUCUGGAUAAGUACCGUCACGUGACCAGAGUGCAUAUCCAUAUUAAGGAGGCCCCGUGGCGGAGAAUGGAAGUUAAAGGGCGCCCGCAUAACCAUGCCUUCAUCUCCACCAAUGACGGAACGCGGUUCUGUGACGUCGCUCACAAACGAUACGAGACACCUGUGGUGAGCGCGGGAAUCACAGACCUGAAGCUGAUGAAGACGACGCAGUCUGCGUUCACUAACUUCAUCAGGGACGAGUACUGCUCUCUACCGGAGAUGAACGACCGCGUAUUCUGCACCAUUGUGACCGCCAAGUGGCAGUACAGUCGCAGUGCUGGUUUCUGCUUUGACAGAGCCUGGGAGGUGGUAAAAUCCUCGAUACUAGAGGAAUUCGGAGGACCUUCUGAUACUGGAGUCUUCUCCCCCUCCGUACAACACACGCUAUACCUGACAAUAAAAACCGCGAUGGCCAAGGUUCAGGAGAUUGACCUCAUGGAGAUAGAACUACCAAAUGUUCACGCCUACAACGUGGAUUACACAAAGUUUCCUGCGCUCAACUUCAAGGGAUCAGUGAAUGAGGUAUUCAUGCCCGUUGAUAAACCAUCCGGCAACAUCAAAGCCACUUUGGCAAGAGCAAAAAAGGCCAAGCUGUAAUCCACCAUUUUUGUAAUCUUCGGAUGGCACUUGUACUUUGUCCAUAAAAUUGACAUCGAGGAAAUAUUAUAGAGACGCAAUACUUAAUUUCAGUGGUGGGUAUCAUGAUCAGUAGCUGGUAGUGCUUGCGUGAUGACUGUGAUAAUUAACUAUUGUUCAGGGGUGUGUACAUUGGGGGGGGUCCAGGGGGUCCAGACACCCCCCCCUGCUCUCGCAAAAAAACGCAUCUAAGGGGGUCUAAUUUCAAAAUUUUUGAUGCGUGCUCGCAAGUUUGGGUUACGGUUAGACCCCCCUCCCUGGUACAAAUCCUGUACAUGCCCCUGCUUGUUCACGUAUCUACAGUAAUAAUUAACACACCCGGAUGCAUGAGUUAACCACGUUCCCUGUGAUAUUGUUGCUAGGUCGAUUAUGCUAUACCUGUCUGCACAAGAAAUAUGAGAACAACUUACAUGCACAAAAAGUAUGACUUGCACACUUAUUUGCAUUGUGGUCCUUUCUACAUUACUGUUCAUAAUAAUAACACUACCAUUAGAACUUUGAACUAUGGAAAUAUCCAAUUUUUUAAUUUUUACAUAAUAUACAUACACUGAUUAUUAAACCGAAUGUUAAACAAAUUCAA
Molecule: messenger RNA, 1805 nt
Organism: Priapulus caudatus
Lineage: Eukaryota; Metazoa; Priapulida; Priapulimorpha; Priapulimorphida; Priapulidae
Product: uricase-like
Exons: 8
Coding region: 284-1186 (300 amino acids)
Biological process (GO): urate catabolic process; purine nucleobase catabolic process
Cellular component (GO): peroxisome
Molecular function (GO): urate oxidase activity
Source: RefSeq, a predicted model, not a curated record